CGACAUGUGGCGGCGCGGCUGAGCGGAGCGGAGGGGGAGAAAAGGGAGGGCACGCGCGGGGAGGGAAGGGAGGAGGCCAGACAAGGCGGGGGGAGGGGGAGCAGCGGUGGCGCAAGUCGCGCGGAGCAGCGCAGCCCGGGUCCGCUCUCUGCUCCGCCGCCACCUCCCGACCCGGCGGGUAGAGCCGGCGCCCCAGCGACCUCCGGAACAACUCAAAGCGGACUAAGGAGUCCAUGUUGGGGAACUUGGCGUCGUGACGGGGACCUAGGGACCUGCAGUGGGGCCGCCGCCGCUGGAGCAAGCGCCUCGACCUCGGCCUGAGGAAACCCUUUUUCAAGGAGAAAUGAAGAAGAAAACUAUAUAUACCCUAAAUGUGGGAGAUCAGGAGUAUGAAGAUAUGGAAGGUGAAGAAAACAAAGAUAAUACUGCUACCACUGGUUUGUUGUACAGUGAAGCUGACAGAUGUCCAAUAUGUCUUAAUUGCCUGUUAGAGAAAGAAGUUGGUUUUCCAGAAAGCUGUAAUCAUGUCUUCUGCAUGACCUGUAUUCUUAAAUGGGCAGAGAUACUGGCUUCAUGUCCUGUUGACCGAAAACCUUUUCAGGCAGUGUUUAAGUUGAGUGCAUUGGAAGGUUGUGUUAAGGUUCAAGUAAAAAGACAGUUGAGAGAAACAAAAGACAAGAAAACUGAAAGCUCUUUAAAGAAGCAGCUCUCCUGUUGUGAAAAUUCUAAAAGCUGUAUGAGAAAAAAAGUCCUAAAAGAAGAUCUGUUAAAUGCAAAACUUAAUGACUUGAAGAUGACACAUAGAAAUUCUACACACAGUGAAAUGAAAGGAAAGAAAAAUGCAACAAUUAAAAUAAAUAAGCCUCGAAGAUCAAAUCAGUGUACCAGUCAGUGCUUCAGAAAUAUUUUCUCCAAUAUGUUUUCUUCUAGUAAUCACACUGGAGAAUCUUCUUUUACCUGUAGAACUUACUGUACAGAAUUUAUAGAAAUCGAUGAAAUGAGUGCAUUGAUUAGACAGAAGAGACAGGAAUUGGAAUUGUCAUGGUUUCCUCAUACAUCACCUGGAAUUGGAAGAAUUGGUUUUAUACCCUGGAAUAUUGAAACACAAGUGCUUCCUCUCAUCUCUUCUGUGUUGCCAAGAACUAUUUUUCCAACAAGUACCAUAUCUUUAGAAAAUUUUGGUACCUCUUGCAAGGGAUAUGCAUUAGCACAUACUCAAGAAGGAGAAGAGAAGAAGCAAACUUCUGGUACAUCAAACACGAGAGGAACAAGACGAAAACCUGCAGCAACAACUCCUACAAGGAGAUCGACACGUAACACAAGAGCUGAAACAGUCAGUCAGUCUCAGAGAUCCCCAGUAUCAAAUAAUUCUGGGUGUGAUGCCCCAGAUAACAACAAUCCAUCUGUAAGUGUUUCCUCUUCAGCUGCGUCAGAAAAGCAAACAAGACAGGCUCCAAAACGGAAGUCUGUAAGAAGAGGAAGAAAACCACCUUUAUUGAAAAAGAAACUUAGGAGCUCUGUACCUCCCCCUGAAAAAUCAUCUUCCAGUGAUUCAGUAGAUGAAGAAACAGCAGAAUCUGACACACCACCUGUGUUAGAGAAAGAGCCCCAAUCAGAUGUAGAAAGUAGUAACAGUUGUACCAUGCAGGCAAGUGUAGAAAAUGAGUCUGCUAAUGACUUGAGAAGUUGCAGUGAGCAGGUAGAAGAAAGUGAGGACCAUUCUGAGAACCGUGAUACAGAAGCAGCAGUGGAAUCUCCGUAUUCUGAGUCUUAUACCCAAGGUCCUCCCGUACCAGUUGGAGAGGAGGAGGACAUUCAGAAAGUUGAGAAUACAAGUAUGGAGGCUAAUGUUUUAUGUUUAGAAAGUGAGACUCCUAAAAAUAUUUCUGGAAAAGGAGAUGAUCCAUUAGAAAAUCAAGACCAAACAUCUGGACCUUCAGAAUCAGAGGUAAAGGUGGAUAAAUGUACAAAUCAUCGUUCAAAUGAUUUUCUUCCAUGUUCAGGAUCUGAAAUUAAAGUAGACGAACCUGUACCAAGCUUAGGUGAGUUACCAGAGAACGCAGAGUCAGUGGUUAAUAAAGAAAAAGUUAUGCAGAGUCCUGUAGUAGAAAUUAUUGAUCAUAAAGAUUCAACAGUAAAAACAGAACAGCUUGUAGACAGCCCCAAAUUAGAAUCUUCUGAGGGUAAAAUUAUGCAAACAGUGGACAAAAAAUCCAUAGAGUGCUCAGAGGUUCAGUUGCCUGGUCAUGUUGAAACUGAAGAUGUAGAAAUAAUUGCAGCAUGUGAUACUUCAGAGAAUGAAAAUUCCAAUAGUAUUCAAGACUCUGAAAAUAAUUUAUUAAAAAAUAAUACCAAAUUAGACAGAUGUUUAGGAGAAAAGACUGAAUCUCCUAUUGAACAUCCCAAAUCUACAGAAUUGCCUAACACACAUAUUGAACAAAUUCAGAAGCAUUUUAGUGAGGACAAUAAUGAAAUGAUACCUAUGGAAUGUGAUUCAUUUUGCAGUGACCAGAAUGAAUCUGAAGUUGAACCUUCUGUAAAUGCUGAUACUAAACAGUUGAAUGAAAAUUCUGUGGAGCACAGUUCUCAAAGUAAUAUGCCAUCUUCUGAUCCUGCCAGUGGAAAAGCUGAAACUGUAUCUCAACCAUCUGAAAGCCCAGUAGAUGUGACAGAGAAAGCCAAAAAGCCUCGUACUCGAAGAUCUAGAUUUCACUCCCCCUCUACAACUUGGUCUCCCAACAAAGAUACUGCACGAGAAAAGAAGCGGUCUCAGUCUCCAUCUCCCAAAAGAGAAGCUGGAAAGGAAAGCAGGAAGUCUCAGUCACCAUCUCCCAAGAAAGAAUCUGCAAGAGGACGUAGAAAAUCUCGUUCUCAGUCCCCAAAACAGGAUAUCGCAAGAGAAAGGAGACGAUCUCAGUCUCGAUCUCCAAAAAGAGAUAGUACAAGGGAAGGCAAAAGAUCUGUAUCACUCUCCCCCAAAAGAGACACUUCUAGAGAAAACAGAAGAUCUCAGUCAAGAGUGAAGGAUUCCUCCCCAAGGGAAAAAUCCAGGUCCCGGAGCAGAGAAAGAGAAAGUGAUAGAGAUGGGCCAAGGAGAGAGCGAGAUCGAGAAAGAAGAACCAGAAGAUGGUCUAGAUCCAGAUCUCGUUCUAGGUCACCAUCAAGAUCUAGAACAAAAAUUAAGAGUUCAUCAUUUGGUAGAAAUGACAGAGACACUUACUCUCCUCGGUGGAAGGAAAGAUGGGCAAAUGAUGGUUGGAGAUGUCCACGAGGAAAUGAUCGGUACAGAAAGAAUGACCCAGAGAAACAGAAUGAAAAUACAAGAAAGGAAAAAAAUGACAGUUCAGAUGCUGAUGAUCCAAAUUCUGCUGACAAACAUAGAAAUGACUGUCCCAGUUGGGUAACAGAAAAAAUAAAUUCUGGGCCUGAUCCAAGGACCAGGAAUCCAGAAAAGUUAAAAGAUCCUCACUGGGAAGAAAACAGAAAUGAAAAUUCAGGGAAUUCUUGGAAUAAAAACUUUGGUUCAGGUUGGAUGUCUAACCGUGGUAGAGGUAACCGUGGCAGAGGCACUUACAGAGGUGGUUUUGCCUAUACAGAUCAAAAUGAAAAUCGGUGGCAAAACCGAAAACCCCUCUCAGGGAAUUCAAAUAGUUCAGGGAAUGAGUCUUUCAAGUUUGUGGAACAACAACCCUAUAAACGGAAAAAUGAGCAAGAGUUUUCAUUUGAUACACCGGCAGAUAGAUCUGGGUGGACAUCUGCAUCUAGUUGGGCUGUGAGAAAGACUCUACCAGCAGAUGUGCAAAACUAUUAUUCCCGACGAGGGAGGAAUUCUUCAGGUACACAGUCUGGAUGGAUGAGACAAGAAGAGGAAACAACUGAACAAGAUUCUAACUUAAAAGACCAAACAAACCAACAUGGAGAUGGUUCUCAGCUACCUAUAAAUAUGAUGCAACCACAAAUGAAUGUAAUGCAGCAACAGAUGAAUGCACAACAGCCUAUGAAUAUCUUCCCAUAUCCAGUGGGUGUUCAUGCUCCUUUGAUGAACAUCCAGCGCAAUCCAUUUAACAUUCAUCCUCAGCUACCCUUGCAUCUGCACACAGGCGUGCCUCUCAUGCAGGUAGCUGCUCCUACCAGUGUAUCUCAGGGACUCCCACCACCACCACCCCCUCCCCCACCAUCCCAACAAGUCAGCUACAUUGCUUCACAGCCAGAUGGAAAGCAGUUGCAGGGUAUUCCUAGUGCUUCUCAUGUAAGUAACAGCAUGAGUACACCCGUCUUGCCUGCUCCAACAGCAGCCCCAGGAAAUUCGGGAAUAGUUCAGGGACCAAGUUCUGGUAAUACUUCGUCAUCAAGUCACAGCAAAUCCUCUAAUGCUGCUGUAAAAUUGACAGAGAGCAAAGUAAGUGUUACAGUGGAAGCCAGCGCAGAUAGCUCGAAGACAGACAAGAAAUUACAAAUCCAAGAAAAAGCAGCACAGGAGGUAAAAUUGGCCAUUAAGCCAUUUUACCAAAAUAAAGAUAUCACCAAGGAAGAAUAUAAAGAGAUUGUACGGAAAGCAGUAGAUAAAGUUUGUCAUAGUAAGAGUGGAGAAGUAAAUUCUACUAAAGUGGCAAAUCUGGUUAAAGCCUAUGUAGACAAAUACAAAUAUUCACGGAAGGGAAGCCAAAAGAAAACUCUGGAAGAACCUGUGUCUACCGAAAAAAACAUAGGUUGAAAUGGGGAGCACUAUAAAGGACACUGUCAAGAUAUCUGCAAAGUGCAAUUUCAACAUGUACCUUUAACUGAAAAUCAUACAUAACUGUGAUUGAAAUUUGGUUUUGAUAAAAUUAUUUUUUUUAAUGUAGAAUAUAAAAUUUUGUUCUAAAUAAAUAUAGUUCUGCACUGCAACUUCUUUAUCCUUUCCUCCUCCCGAAAAUAAAAGCAAAUUCAAGGGGAAGUAAAGGGGUUAAAGGAGUGUGCAUUUUUACUAAGACUGUGUUAUAGUAUGGAUACUGGAAGAUGUACAGCUUUUUGAUUUGAAUAAUGGAGUGCAUAAAUUAGAGUCUUCUAAAGUGCACUGGUUUUGGAAAAGAUAUAUAUAAUACAUUUAUUCUGUCAGGCUAAAAAUAAAGUAUGAUCUUUAUGAUUUUUCCCUCUAAUUAUAGAAAGUUAAAUAAUGUAUUACCAUGAAAAAUAUUUCUAAUAACAGAAUAUACCAAUUGCAGGGUUCCUAAUAUGUAUUUUUAAAGUACACAUCUGAAUAAAUUGCCUAGAUAGAAAACAGAUUAUCACAUGAGUAAAAUUCAGUGUUCAAAACUUUGGAACACUGUUAUUGUAUCACCAAAUAAAGGUUAUGCUGCUUGUUUUUCUUUUGUGCCUUUUUUUCCCCCCCAGUUGAGAUGAAGCAGUUUGAUUUGCUAGAUUUACAACUAUGGAAGUCUAAAACUCUGUUGAAUUUAACAGACCAGUUUGGAAAAAGUGUUCGUAUGUAAGAAUUUGUAAAAAUUAUGUUCUUUCACGAUACCUCCCACCUAUCAGAGAAAUGAUAAAUUAUUUGUGCCAACUGGAGAGUUGCUGUUGAGUAGUGACCCUCCCUUCCUUGGGACGAAGGUAGAAUUACAAAACUCACUUCAGUGGCUUUCAGUUGCUCAUCUAUCUAAUCACUAAUGAAAUUCUUUUCACACUUGAGAAGUCUCCAAAUGCUUUACAGUGAAUAAAGUGUUAAUUAGGU
Odobenus rosmarus divergens (Pacific walrus) is the source of this 5710-nucleotide messenger RNA. It is a transcript of the gene SCAF11, whose product is annotated as SR-related CTD-associated factor 11. Gene Ontology annotation, biological process: spliceosomal complex assembly. Gene Ontology annotation, molecular function: RNA binding. Bases 344 to 4714 code for a protein of 1456 amino acids. NCBI's taxonomy places the organism in Eukaryota, Metazoa, Chordata, Mammalia, Carnivora, Odobenidae. The transcript has 15 exons. The record is from RefSeq and is a predicted model, not a curated record.